AUUCCGUAGUUUAAGUUCGUUUGAUUAGGCAAAAAGUUAAUUGUGAUCAAAAUUCUUAAGUUAAAUAGUGAUAAACGCAGUAAUUCCGAUAAACAAAUAAGAAUAGCGAUGAAUCUGAAUUUCAUGCUCACCGAAAUAUCGCUCCAGCUGCUGGGAAACAAGUUCUACGACACCAAUGGCCGGGAGACCGAUAAUAUGAGAGAUUUGUUUACGACCCAGAAUCCUACGGUUCCGUGCAAUAAUGGACAUCAACGUCGCGGACCAAAGACUAAGGGAAAUCUUAUGCAAAUGAUGGGCGUCCCGGGACUGGAUGGAGUGAUCAAAAAUAGUAACGACUAUAUCGAACGGCAGUAUCAGGGCUUCGUAGAUAAUCAGGUGGCCCGAAUGGAAUCUUUGCCGGAGUGUGAGGAAUCGGUUACGCUAAACCCGGCACAUAUUCAAGCCGAUUUGUGUGAAGUGCGGAUUAAAACGCGCCAGGAAUUUGUAAGGAUGAUGACCCAUUCCAAGAAAAUGAAGGAUAUCUAUAUGGAUACCUUACCGCUGGGUGCAGAUCGAGAUCGGGAGUCCCUGAAAUACAACGAAGAGGAACGGAACCUUCUAAUUGGCGAAUACAACCGAUUGCUGUACUUUUUGAAGCAUAUUUUGGCGGACGUCGAGAGUCGAGCAGAGUACGAGCAAAUCAUGGAAGUCAUCAAGGGUGCCAAAGAAACUUUAAAACUUAUUUAGUAACGGCGAGCACUUGCUUGUCACCUCAUUCUAGUGGACCUCCGAGUUACUUCAUGGUAUGUAUAAAAUUAUGAGAGUUUGAAAGUAGGCAUAGAGAUAAGUUUGAAUAGAACUUUUUGUCAUUUGGGUAACAUUUACCCUGAUAUUUGUUUUAGAAAUGAUACUUAAGUUCACUGUAUUGUA
Molecule: messenger RNA, 909 nt
Organism: Aedes aegypti (yellow fever mosquito)
Lineage: Eukaryota; Metazoa; Arthropoda; Insecta; Diptera; Culicidae
Exons: 3
Coding region: 109-726 (205 amino acids)
Source: RefSeq, a predicted model, not a curated record